AUGCAAGAAGUCGUUACGCCCGACUGCAGACGUGGGACCACCCUUAUUCUCGCGGGUUUUCUUGUUGUUGGGAUCUUAUGUAAGUGUCUUUACUUAAUUAACAAAGCAUGCUACGAGCACGCAUUGCAGCAAUAGCGCUUUUAUACCGGUAUACAUAACGAAACUGCUUAAAUAACGGACAUUUUAAGCGCAGCAUCUUUAGGGAAAUAUUUCCGUUUGCUGCUUUUUUUACAGGGGAUAAUAAUUGUAAUCUAUUUAUUAAGAAGAUAAAUAGCACUAUGACAGCUCUGGUGCUUGCGAAUUGCUUUAAGGCUCACCGACUCGUUAUUUAUAUCAAAUUUUCUUUUGUUACGUUGUGUUCAUUAAUCCGAAACCGCGCAAGGGCCCUUUGGACACCGUACUUAUCUGCUGUUGACAGAAAUUGGCACUGCGACCUAACGAUAUCGUCAGGAAUGUGUUCUAAACUUUAUGGCGUCAAGGGAAUUUUGAAAUCCACUAAAUCCUUCCAUUGUCUAAUAUUUCCAGGUUGAAACUCUUUUGCAAAGCUAAAUAUGCCUGCAGUCUGAAGUUUGUCGCGCCGAAUAAUUUUUAGUUUGGAUCUCAGCAAAUGGGAGCUUGUAAAGUGAAAUUAAGUAACGAUGAAUUAAGCAAUGUAGCAAUAUUACACUACAAUAACCUCCCUAAGCAACAUCCCGCAAACCGUUUAAUUAUGUGUACUUAUGACUUCGCUGUUAAGAUAGACGUUCCUGCCGCCUACCCAACUCAUUUUAUGCAAAGCAUUCUCAGGAAUUUUAUGCUAAACGAUUUGACAAAUUUGACUGAUUUUGGUCAAGACAGAAAAUUUGCAAACAAAUAAGUAGUUUUGCCAGUCUAGUGUUCGUAGUUUUUAACCUCUUUUUUCUUUAAGUAGAGAUACCAAAUUUUAGUCCUGCCAUAAACUUACAGCAAUAUACCAAUCUAGGCUAGUUAUGCACCAAUUAAAUCAAUUAAACUUUUGAUUACUUCCAGGGUAAGUGUGCGGUGGCUUUGAUGAACGAGCUAAGUGGAAACAGUUUCAUGAAAUUUUAACUAAUUAUAUGAAGGCCGUCUUUAUCGCAUGAAGAUGCAAAUACGGUGCCAAUAGUUGUUCUUUCCGAAAAACCUAAAAUUUUCUAAUCAGUCAACUGAAUAAACGUUGUGCGUUACUGUAUUCCGCAGUCUUUCCUGCCUGUAGAUGUGCACGGGCUAGUUCGGCAGACGUUAUGCGUUGGUUGGGGACAUAAGCAUGUUGAAUACUGGAAAAUGUAAAUUGCAUGCAGACAUUGGGAGAUAUUGUUACUGGACAUCUUCACAUGCUGGCUUAUUUUGGACAUUAAUUCCUAACCAAAAAUAUCUUAUCUGUAUUGAAGCGAGAAAGACGCCUAAAAUGGGUUUCCAAGUCGUAUUAACUUGAAACGGCCAUGCAAGUCAGCGCAUAGGUCACUACAUGCUAAAUUUGAACUGAAUGCUUUACCUAUGUAUUUUGCAUGGAAAUAUGCAUUGGAAACGACGGUUUAGACAGUGAGUUUAUUGGCAUUGUCGGUAUCUUUAUACAGAACGUGACCUAGCUCAUGAAAUCUGAAAACGGAAUCUGAUUGGAGAAUUUUUGGACACCUUUAACGUGGCGCAUUUUGUUUGCUCACCAACAUCCUACAAUGAACUGCCCUAGUCUUGUUCAGAAAUUGUGUUUGCGUAAUAAGUUUAAGUGACAUAUCAGUGAAUUUUAGCGAAAAUUGACGUUGGAUUAUAUUUCUGUAAUUUCCUAUGCUAAUAUGUGUCCUAGACUCCAGUAACGCAUCUAAACGACUUUUUCAUUGAAAAGCUAGUAAUUUAUCCUCGAGGAUUUAAACAAACAGAGUUAGCCGGACUAUAACUUUUUUCAUGUCUGAUAUUGACCAUGGUUAUCAAUCUCCCAACAAAAACGCUAGUCUGAGAAAACCAGAUGUUUUAUCAAUUAAUUUAUGUCAACUUAGUAGAUCUGUGCGAAUUGUUGCCCUAAAGUGCAAUAAUAACGCCGAUAGGGUUUCAUUCGAUUAUGUGGGCUGAAAUUUUUUGCCGUUUGGAAAAGUCUACCUGAUGUCACUUAGAUGACCACCACAUAAUGGCCAUUUGCAGCUUAAAACAUAUGGCACACCACUUUUCUAUUAUUCUAACUCCUGUGCAUACUUUUUUCAGAAAUGGAACGAGCAAAACAUUUUUAGUUUCAUUAAAAUAUCAGUAUUUAUAUGGGCACUCUGUCGUGCUUUCAUAAUCGAAGAACGGAGUCUAAAAGCGAACAAAAACAGUGGAAAUGGCCUCAAUAUAUAGAGAAAGGCAUGUUCUUGCGCUUACGGUAGAACAAUAUUAGUAUUGCUUAGGAAUGUGAAAGAAACCGUCAACAGUGUCAAAUUUUUACUUGGCCUCGCCGUGCUAAAAUGCAAAGUACGCAGAGACCCGUCGACGGAGGGCAGUAAUAAAGCACUUCCUAAAGAGGUAACUUAUAAAGGAAAUUUUUCUUAUUGAUCGAAGGCAUAUUCGCUGAUGACUUUCUUAUUGGACAGACAUCUUUCUCGAAAAUGAAGUUUCAUGUUUGAACGAGUCUUCAAACAUGACUCAAACGACCAUCUUCGUAAAAAGGAGCGCCUGAACACUCAGUAAUUCGGUAAAUGCCUUCAAGAACAAUAUCAUUUUUAAGUUCUCAACAGACAGGUAAUUUAGAAUCUGCCUUUAUGGGCGAUCGGGUGAAAGCACUGGCAAUCAUGAAGUAUUCAGCAAUAUUUCGAGGCCGAUCUGAAACUCAGCGUAAUCAAAAACAAACGAAAAGUGUAAAUUACUUUAACGGAAGAAAAGUGCUCUCGUUAAACACAAAAUGAUAUGUAUACGAUCACGCCUGUCAGCUCUAUUUAAAUUUAUUAGGCAUCGACCGGCUUCAUGGCAUGUCACCUUAUGAAGACUUUUGAUCCUACGACGUCCCCAUCGGCGAAAUCAAGCAAUAUCCAGCUUCUCUUGUUGAACCCCAUCUCAUUUAACCGCAAAUCGUUAAUGAAAUUAUGAAACACUGGAAAACUGUUUUGGAAUCUACACCCAGAAUGUAGGCAGUUGACAAACCGUCAUGUAUGAGGUCACGCUACUUAUUAAACGAUAUGUAGAUGAAAAUUCACUAAAACGCUGUUAUUAGACGUGAUUUUAUGUCUUCUUUUAUAUUUAGUACGUGUUUGGUAUGAGAAUACAUUUUAUGCAUCUGUAAACGAACUUUAUUAGAGCCACUUCUGACGUUUUCGGGAUAUUGCGCUUUUCAAAAUAAAUCGACAUUUUUGAACAACGCAACACUGCCUAUAAUAUUUCUCUUGUGUUUUUAAUUCUUUUAAAUUUAAACUUAAUAAACAUAGACAUUUAACUCAUGAAAUGGUGUCGGUUUGCGAGUGAUUGGUAAUCAUUCGUAAAUUUGGACAUAUUCCAUGAGUGAGGUCACUCAUUGUACUUUUCAUUAUCAUUUUAGGAGACAAUAAUCAAGCAGAUUUUAACGCAUUGUUUGGUAGAAUGGCUUCUUAAAAUGUCGUUCCUGCGACGGUAGGUGUUGCUAAAUGCUAGCCGAAAAUUUUUGAACACUUGCACGGACUUUGUUGUGGAAAAAAGAUCACAGUAUUUAUGUUUUCAAUGCAAUAUUAUGGAAGUACUGAAAUACCAUUUAAGCAAUAACAAAUGCAGCUAUUAACUUAUCUUAAAUGAAGCAUUUUGUACGUAGUUUCGGAAAAUUCAAUGAUUAUAGAUUUACAAAGGUAAGGGAAGCCUCUCUUGACCGGAGUGCUUCUUUUGUUUCAACUCUAUGUAAUUGCCUAUAAAAAAGACAUAAGUGGAUAGUUCAUGUGAAUUGUUUUAUCCGGAAUAUGAUAGGAAUAUUUUUACCGCAUGAAUUCAUUUUAAAACAAAUAUAGCCUACAGGAAUUUUCGACUAAAUAUAAUUAGCUCUGAUUUCAGAAUAGGUUAGAUUAAAGGGUAUCACAUCGUUAUGAACUAAACAACACUGGAGUGUAUCUCCCGUUCGCAGUGGUACAAGCUGACCCACAUAAUAUUUUUUUGUUGAAAGCGCACUGCACAACCUCGGUCUCGGAGUUUCGUAAUAACUGGUGUCUGUCAAAUGCAUUUUGCAGACCAUCGUACUUUACGGACGUUUUUUAUGUUGAACAGCGCUUUUUUCGGAAUUACUAAUGGUCCUUUUGAACCGCUAUAUUCACUGUGGCCUUUGCUGUUGUACUUUUUUCCUUUAACCUGUAGAGUAAUUGCCAAAACACUGCGGAUAAACACCAUCGCACUCUUGCUUUUGUAUCGCUAUUUAUUUCAUCAGCAUUUUAUUUGCCUGACUUACCAGCAGGCGCUUUCUUUGUUCAUACGCCCUCCAGUCUACCCAUCUGACACCUCCUUGGUGCCACGCGCCUAACUGGAUCAUUAGUGACCAUGAAGCUGAUAUGGACUAAGAGGAUAAGUGAAACUUAUUAACUUAAUUUCCCCUAGGUCUCGGAAAGAUCUGGCAAAUUUUGCCCUGCUAUAUUUUAAAUCUACAGAAAGGUCAGAUGUAACUGUUCAAUUCAGUUUGUACUCCUGUGGAUUGCGCCAGUACAAAAGGAUGUAACUCUUAAUUAGUAGAAAUGUACAACAAGAGGUCAUGUGAUCCUAUUUCAAAGGGUUGUAUUCGACGAAAAUAGAGAGCUUAAGAUGUACACAAAGAAUAUUUGAUUCAGGUUAAAGUGGUUUAAGAGGUUUUAAAAGGUGAGACUUGGUGGGGAUCAGUAAACGUCAAAAAAUGUUAACUUCGCAAUUGGCAUAAUAAACUCCCUGAAAAAGCGAACACAUCUAGAUAUUAGGAAUUUACGAACCCUGUAUUAAAAUAGGCGCCAGAUUUAAAUGAUUAAGAAUUUUGCUAUGAAAAAUUUGGCCGCAGUCACAGUUACGACACCCGUUGGUAUUCCAUGCUAAAUCUGGAUGAAGAUUCUGAGCCAUCCUACUUCUCACCAACGUGUAUACGCAUCUUUAGUCCUUGUAAUAAACCAAUCUUAAUGUCCAUUUGUAAACAAACAGCUGCCUGCUGGUGGCCUGUGGAUAUUACGUGAUUAAUCAACCUUGGCUGACAAAGUUCGAUCUGGUUGAUGAAUUCAGUUUUUGGGUCGAACUGAAAGGAGCUUCCUCUGAAGAAUUUGGAGCUCAAAAAUGCACAUCACCCAAAGCUGAAAAUGUGAAUUUUAAACUGAUGAAACACACAUAUACUAGACAACACCCAAGGAACGCAAGGAGGACCUCCUGUGAAUAACACCCCCCUCAGUGCUCCCAUGCAAUGGCACAAAACGAAAAGAGCUUUCUCUGAAGAAUUGCAAGUUCAAAAAAUGUAUCAUAUGUGGUUGAGAGGAACUCCUAUGACUAAUACUACUCUCAGUUUAUGCAACGGCAAAAAUCCAAAAAAAUCGAGUAAAGUUAACGAAGGUGGCGAACAGUCGGACGUCAGAACCAUUUAGCAAAUGGUUUUCAUGUUUCAUCCGUGAAUUCACUCAUUCACCUUUAUACCCGUCUAGGUAUUAAGGCAUUAUUUGUGCUGUCAGUAGGCCAAAUCCGUCUGAGUAAAUGAUGUAUCUCAAAGGGCCUGCGUAAGGCACGCGCUUCGAGCGCAUUUGUUGAAUUCGCAAUUAAUCAAAAACGUAUGUGUUUAGAACUCGCUUACGAUGUCCGCAGAUUGGUGGGUACGUUUACAAGGAUGGAGAAUUGGGGCUUUGAGUGUUUCUUAAACUACAGCGUCGAUGAAUACGUGACAGUCCGUGAAUCCAAGAUUUUGGUAUCUUCCAAGACAAACCUGCGUUCUUUCAUUAUGAAUUGCUUACUAAAUGCAUGAAUUAGAUCCGUCCUCGCCGCUGUUCUAAAUUCUUCACGCGGACGUCUAUACCCAUCUUCUGCAUUAACCAAACAUCAUUUGCUCUGAGGGAGCACUGCUGUAUUUGCUUAAAUACAUAAAGCGAUUCAUUUAUUGGUAGAUUAUCUGAAAGAUCCGUCGUUUGCUUCAGCCAGUUCCUUUAGGCAUUUAAAGAAUCACAGCACACCAGGGAAAACCAAAGAUCUGUCAAGAAAAUUAUCUAACGUCUGCCAGACUCCCGAUUCUUCAUAACUAUUGCUGGCCUUCUACGUCAUUUGGUCUGUUUGCGUGGGUGAAGGGUCGAUAGGCGCCACAAACAAAUGCAUGAAACACUUGAAUGCUUAUUUCUGAAUUAUUUGUUGUUCCAAAACGUGUUCAAGCGCUUCCGGGAGUUAUAGAAAUCGCACGUAUGUGGCCCUAACUUCUCGAUAUGUAACAGGCUCCAAAAGUACAGGACCUAUGUCCGCUUUCGUUUAUUUACCUUCUAGCUAUUCCAGUCUCCUCUGGAGUCUUCAAACACAAACACUUCCGUAAAAUACUUAGUGAUCUUUGAUCUUAGUUGAUCUGUGAGCCCUUGGUGGUGAAUCUGAAAUAUCAGACCCUAGCAUGAGAUUUUGUUUUCUGAUGAAUCAAUGAGCCCGACUGAUGAACCAUAAUCUGCAGACAGAACCUAUUAAAGAGAUAUCGCAAAAAGAACGAACGGCAGAUGUCAGAGUCAGUUCAGUUUUGGAAAGUUUAUCCUCCAACAGCUGAAAAAGUUAUUUUAGACGGCUUCUAAACAUCCACACCUACAUUCAUUUUCUCUGGCAGUCUGGCACGGUGGUAUCUUGAGUCGUCUCGUUAAUCAUGUUCCAGAAAUUUUCCGCAUCCUCUAUCCUGUCUCCAUUUUCAACAAAACAUUAAAGGGCGUAUCAUUUUAGGGUAAGAAAUCGCUUUGAACAAUAAUUGGACACUGAUACCUGCAGCAGGUGGCUGAUGUCAGGUGUAUGGGCGGUUUUUCUGCAUUUAUUGACUGCGCAGUUGGGGUCAAAUGAGGAAAUAUCUCCGUAUUUCUGCCUUAUUUCUACGUUUAUCUUUACCUUAUUUUAUGCCGUCAAUGAAAUAAGAGUCUCAUUAUGCAUUGAAACGUCGAGCGUUAAGAAGGUCAAAGAAAUCCUGGAUAACUGAGGCGUUUUAGAUUUUGUGUGACAAAAGAUACAUAAAACACAACAUUUGCUCAUGGGUCACCGUUUUCGGGCCCUCGCCCUUGCGACAGACAACCUCUCUGCGUUUUGAUACAGUUGUCUGCAGAUGGACACCAUAUACACACUUUAACGUCGUCCCAUACCUCGCUUGGUCGGCCAUGAAUACUUGUAAGCCACCGGUCAAGGACUCCUAUGCUAAUGACUGCUGUGUCCUUGAACUGCCAGUGUUCAUUUUCCCACCUUCAUUAAUGACACCAAAAGAAAUGAACGGAGUCCAUUUAGGCGGGAAUUUGAUUCAAGCAAAAUGCUACUGUUGUGCUGUCACCUGCUAUGACUUUUGAACUUAUUAGAUUUGAGGGUGUGGUUCUUUGUUGAAGCAUUCGUGUACCGUUCUCGCCCAUGAACUCAAACACGAGGUGUGGUCUUUCCAUGCUGAGAAAACUAAGACCGGGAGUUUGCUUCGGUAAUGUCCAGCAUCUUAUGCUACGAGUACUCUAUACUCUUCCAACAUGCGGCAAAAGAUACUUAACAUUUCAUGCAACGCCGCAGUGUCUACGCGCCGGACUCGUGUUCGGGUACGAUAGUGUGGGAGGGUAGCUGACGGCUGCCAAGGGGAAUCCAGUGAUGCGGAGUGUUUGGCGGCCUUAAUUUCCUCCUGAAGACGUCCGCGUCUCCUUACUUAUACUUGCAGCUGCCCAUUUAAGUUGUCCAAGAAUCCACUUGAUCUUACAACCCAUUGAAGUUGGUGUAGUUAAUCAGCUAUGACUCCUGCAAACUUCUGUAUCUCUCCACGAGUUGAUAUGGUGUCCUUAUCAAAACGAAUUGUUGUUAAUCUAGAUGACUGCUGUCUGAGCUCAGAGUUUACCUGAUGAAUUUCGCAUUCCCCAAUUACUUUGCUAGGAGUCGGUGAUUUUUUGGUUAAUAUGAAACGCUUCUCCUCCAAAGUUUUGCUUAGGAACGCUAGUGGAUUUGCACUAUUUGUAUUCUAAACUAGUAAAACAUUUGAAUUUUCCCCUUUUAAGUCCCAUUUAAGCACUGACACUGACCAUGCAAUUUCUAGAGUUGCAUUGGAGUUUUAUGAGUAUCCAAAACAGUUUAAGCUGGCUUACUUUUAUCCAUUAAUCAUUUCACGUUGUGCUCCCUUUUACAGUUAGAUGUCUAUUUUCUUUGCGUUAACAGUGAUCAUACCGGCGAUUAUGCAGACAGCUGCCGCCUACCUCUGGGUGGGUCAGUGCCAAAGACAACUGCUGAUGGAUAACCUUGGCCAACGCAGUCAGGCCGGCUUAUCGCGAAACAGUGUGCCCACCUCGAUGCGCAAACGCGGCGUCACCGAAAUGACCCGAACCCUCUUUCUUUACCGUCUUAUGGCAUGCACAGCAUCCCUCCUUGUGCUUGUCUUCUCCACGCUGCCACAGCUGGUGUUGGUGGUUGCAAAAACCCCUGAGGACAAGAGCAUUGAUCGACUGUGGGGUUGGUGCCAUUCGCUGGUCUACUUCGAUCACGCUACUCGCUGUUUUGCAACCUACCUCAUCGUUGUGCCUUUUGCCAUUUUCUUCUGGGAUUUCUUCUUCUCCGAGGUCGUCCCCAUGCGCCAUCUCGUGGUAAAACAGAUCUUUCGAAUGAUUGUUAUCUCUACCAUCCCAAUCGCUCUCUUCUCCCUCGUUGCCGCUAUUCCUUUGCUGAUCUUCCGUUAUGUCAAGGGAUUCGAUGGCGACGAUGCAGUCUGUUAUCCCCUCUCUGAAGGCACAAGCUAUUUUCUGGCCUUUGAUUUUGCUGUCACGCGUGUUCUUCCGGCUGUCAUUAUUGUGAGCGUUGGUUUGGCUUUCCUCCUGUGGUUACCGCGCAGGGAUUACGGUGUUCUCUACGAGCCUAUGACAUUUCUCCUCCUUCUCGUGCCAGUGGUUUUAAUGGAGUCGACAAUCUACAUUUUCUACCGCCUGGGCAAAAUCCAUCUGCUUAUCAAUAAACAUUUUGCCAAUAUCCUUCACAUUUCCUACGCCAUCUACCACAUGUCCUUCAGUAGCACAUUCGUCCUGGCCACGCUGCGGGCCGUUGUCGCUGAAAUACGAGAAGAACGUCGAAGACGGGCGCAGUUACUUCUUGGUGAGACUUCGAAGACCGAAGACCGUCAGAAAAAACGUCGAAACAAUGUCAUUGAGGGCCUUCAGAGGCAGUUCUCUGUCGCAUUUCGUUGGCGUUCGGAGUGCGCAGAGGAUGAAUUGCACCUAGAAGACCACAUCAAGAGCCGUAAACCGAGUGCUGAAUUGUCCAAAGGAGAGGUCAUGCUACUGGAGACCGGAGAGGUAGAUUCAGAGGAACCUCCUGACGACGUAACCCUGCACUAUUCUAUCCUGCGCCGAUCUGCGACAAUCAAAUCAGCCCAGGGUGGGACACCAACAAGCCCGAUACUGCAGAGCUCGCGUGCUCAACAGGCAAGGAGAAAUCAGCCUCGGCCAGACGCCAACAGUAAUCCUCUUGCUGUAUUCGAACAACCCCCACAUUCACCAAGAUCUAAUCGCAACCGUCACAGGACAACACCUCACGGAACUCCUCGACUUCAGAGUAGGGAAAUUGUAGAUAGAAUGGGCAAUAUUCAGAGACAAGGCACUUCGGCGGAUCAGUACUUGCUGCCGUCGUCACCCAAAUUACGCUAA
Messenger RNA from Spirometra erinaceieuropaei, 9731 nucleotides. The record is from the annotation of a GenBank genome assembly. NCBI's taxonomy places the organism in Eukaryota, Metazoa, Platyhelminthes, Cestoda, Diphyllobothriidea, Diphyllobothriidae.